GCACCUCCACGAUGCUAUUCCUAGGCCAGCUCAGUCCAUGUUUUCUAAAUCCUCAUUAGUUAAAUUUCAAAGAAACCUUCCAUGGCACAUGCAACUGUUUCAUCACCUCACAUUAUUUCUUUCUUGACCCUACCAGAAAAACCAAUAUUUCCACUAUAUAAAUAUUUCCUCAUUUCAGUUUCACUUCACCUCUCCAAUAAUUUCUCAUUUUCUUCCCACCUUUUCCCCACAUCCUUAUAGAUAAACCAUGAACAGUCUUUUGAGUAAACAACAUGCUUACUCAAAGAUGGAAAUGGAGGACCCUGAGGAGAUUCAACAUAGAAGAGCACAGUUCUUGAUUUACAAGGCAUUACAGAAAGCAGAUUCUGCUGUGUCACAGAGAAAGCAGCAGCCAUGGCUAAAAGUGAAAGUGUGUAAGUUGAAGAUCAAGAUUGGACGGAGAUUAAAGAGGUUUAGGAAGAGCAUAUUGUUGACAUUCUCUGUUGCUAGAGGUGGUGUUUACAAGCAAUUUAUGUCCCAAUUGAAAUCUUGGAAACGUUUGCUUAAGGGUAGAGAUGCUAUGGUUGGAGACUCUGUUACUUCGGUGCAGGUGAAGGAGAAGGUAAAGAACAACAAGGGUUGCGGUGGAUUGUUAAGUAUUCCUUCAUCAUUAAUCAGAGGUCUCGGGUUUCGGUCUCUGGGUAUGAAGUUGCCUUAGUUAGGGAACCAUUUACCCCUAAUAUGAGACUUCCCAAUGCGAUUCGGAUUUAGUCGGCCCUAAUAUCAAUAUCGGAUACCGGUGGGAAACAAGAAAAAAAAAAAAAAAAAAAAAAAAAAAAAAAAAAAAAAGAAGAAGGAGGAGAAGGUAAAGAAAAGAGUGUGGUGAGAAUCAGAUUUUAUAUCUGUAAGAUAUAAGUGUACCAGUGAA
Nicotiana tabacum (common tobacco) is the source of this 907-nucleotide messenger RNA. RefSeq lists its product as uncharacterized. Lineage: Eukaryota; Viridiplantae; Streptophyta; Magnoliopsida; Solanales; Solanaceae. The record is from RefSeq and is a predicted model, not a curated record.